Neopsephotus bourkii (Bourke's parrot) is the source of this 2173-nucleotide messenger RNA. It is a transcript of the gene TSNARE1, whose product is annotated as t-SNARE domain containing 1. Gene Ontology annotation, molecular function: SNARE binding; SNAP receptor activity. The record is from RefSeq and is a predicted model, not a curated record. Gene Ontology annotation, biological process: vesicle-mediated transport; vesicle fusion; intracellular protein transport. NCBI's taxonomy places the organism in Eukaryota, Metazoa, Chordata, Aves, Psittaciformes, Psittacidae. Bases 270 to 1145 code for a protein of 291 amino acids. Gene Ontology annotation, cellular component: endomembrane system; membrane; SNARE complex. The transcript is spliced from 13 exons.
GCGGGCAGCGGUACCUGCGGGCUGGGGACUACAGAGGUGGUGGUGGUGGGUGGUGGGGGAAAGACACGUGGUCAGGGCGGGCCCCGCCGCUGUCACGUGAUGUUUGGGUGCCGGCGGCGCGGCGCAGCUUCGAGGUGGUGGCGGAGACAACACUGCUAAGACAGCCUUGGCUCCGUUGGGCUAUUGCUGCCUAGUGCUGAACAAGUGGCUCCGCAACACAAAGGCUAUUGUGGGUUUGAAGUAUAAUCCUGCACCUUGCUAUCUAGAAAAUGUCUUAUGGAUCCAUUGAUGGGAGUGGAUUUGGGAGCAGGAAUCCAUUUGGAGGCCCUUCAAGACAAGGCUAUCAACCUCUUGCCACCCAGAUUGAUCCCAGCGAGCUACAGGAACUUUUUCAAGAGACUUCAGCCAACGUCUUCCGAAUCAACUCCAAUGUGACCUCUCUGGAAAGAAGCCUUCGAUCUCUGGGGACCUCAAACGACACUCAAGAGCUGCAGGAUGGACUGCAUGCAACCCAGCAGGAGACUAAUAAAACCAUCACGACUAGCACCAAAGCCAUCAAGCAGCUGUCUGAGGUUGUCAGAGGCUCAUCCAGGCAAGAACAACUUCAGCUGGAUAGGCUGAAGAACCAGCUGUCAGAUGCCAUCAAGAGAUACGGAGCUGUGCAGAAGAAAAUAGCAGAGAAAUCCAAAGCUUUGCUUCCUACUGGGCCAAGAAGCACCAAACAGCAGAGCCCUAGGACCCCCUUCUCUGACCUCCGUGAUGACGAGAAGAUCUUUAAUGGAGGAGAAGGCAUGUGGCAGAACCAGAGCCAGGACAAAGCCUUGCUCUCAGAAAUCACAGAGGAGGAUCUGGAGGCAAUCCGCCAGCGAGAAGAGGCCGUUCAGCAGAUUGAGAGUGACAUGUUGGAUGUGAACCAGAUCAUUAAGGACCUGGCCUCCAUGGUGCAUGAGCAAGGAGACACAAUAGAUAGCAUUGAAGCCAACAUUGAGACUGCAUCUUCUAAUGUAGAAUCAGCAAACGAGCAGUUGGCAAAAGCCAGUCAACACCAACUACGAGCCAGGAAGAUGAAGUGCUGCCUUCUCUCUGUUGCUUUGGCUGUUCUGCUGUUCAUCGUCAUAAUCAUCGCAGUCUCAGUCAAGGGUUGAUCUGGCUACAGUUUCCACAGAGCCUGUGAUCACCCUGAGAAGUGGAAUGGAUUCUCAAGGCGUUUCAGAUUCAGACCCUACGUCAAUGCCUGCUUUACCGACCACAUUAUAAUAAAACUGCUAUAGCCAACACACACUAAUUGUAUGAAAGAAAAGCUAAGUUUUCUACUAUGUGUUAGUAUAAUUGUGAAUAUUUUUUCUUUAUUUUUUACCCUUUCACUGCAGAGAUGUUUUACCUUAUGUUACAGAUUUUAAUUAUGUCCCCUAUGUAUCUGGGGAAUGCUAUUUCUUUGCCUCAAGGUUCAGUAUACAGUGUUCAGUAAGAUGUAUAACUGUUAAAUCAUGUUUAUUUUUUGUGUUCUUAACAUACUCCUGAACUCCAUUUCUGCUCAUUUAAAACCAUGAAAGUCAAUACAUUCUAAUUCUUCUUUUGCUAUUGUUUCUGUAUAUUUAAAAAGAAUCUAGCUUAGAUUCUCCUACUGUGCACUGUCGCUAUAGAAUUUGCUUUGCCAGGCUGAGCUAAGCAAUUUCGCUAUUAUAUGUGCCAUUUACAAACGCAUCAAUUAGAUGUUUAUUUGAGCCCAUUGUAUGCACAGAACACUACAUUUAUUUAUGAGAAACACUAGGGAGAGAGCAGGGCAAACAAACAUUAAGACAUAUUGUACCAUGUUUUUUAAGAAGAGAAGACCUUUAACCUGUUAAAAAAUCAAGCAAGGCAUCUCAUGAAGAAUGUCAAGUUUUGCAUUAGAUUUCAUUUCAUUGGUUUCCAUGCAACAAGCAUUUGGGAUUUUGCUCCAUUUUCACCCACAACAUUUUCUGCUGAAAUUCUGAUGGAAAAAUGCCAUUUAAAUUCUUCUUUAAAUGUGUUGUGUACUAUAAAUGUCAUUUCCUUCCAGCAAAUAAAGCAUUUUAAAAUGGUUUUAAUUAAAUAUCAUAUAAAUUGUCAAAGAGAAUUUCACAAAAGUAUAUGUAUUUUAUUCUUUAUGAAAAGUUGCAUCUUUUGACAUAAAUGUUUCUCACCAGAAAAA